UCAGGACUGAGACUCCCCCUCUUCAUGCGGAAGUUGUAGUUCUCUGUCAGUACUGUCACUUUCUAGCAUUCAGUCCUGCAGGUGAAGCAUCGGAGUCGGUCUGUCCCUGAUACAGAGAGUCCACAGAAAUGUCUUUGUCAUUCGAAGGAAGAGUGGUGCUUGUCACUGGCGCUGGAGGAGGUCUUGGCAAAGAAUAUGCACUGGCCUUCGCUUCAAGAGGAGCCUCUGUAGUUGUGAAUGACCUUGGGGUAGACACAAAAGGAGGUGGAAGAAGUUCUGCAGCUGCUGAUAAGGUGGUGGAGGAGAUAAGAGCAAAGGGGGGCAAAGCUGUGGCAAACUAUGAUUCUGUUGAAGAUGGAGAGAAGCUGAUCCAAAGUGCCCUUGAUGCCUUUGGAAGAAUUGAUAUUGUUGUGAACAAUGCUGGAAUACUUCGUGACCGUUCAUUUGCCAGGACCAGUGAUUUGGACUGGGACCUUAUUCAUAGAAUCCACUUAAGAGGGUCAUUCUUGGUAACACGAGCUGCCUGGAACCACAUGAAGAAACAAAAUUUUGGCAGAAUCAUCAUGACUGCGUCAGCUGCAGGCAUUUAUGGUAACUUCGGCCAGGCCAACUACAGCGCUGCCAAGUUAGGCCUGCUGGGGCUGGCUAACACUUUGGCCAUCGAGGGACGCAAGUACAACAUCCACUGCAACACAAUCGCUCCUGUGGCGGGGUCCCGCCUCACGGAGACCGUCAUGCCGCCAGACCUUGUGGCGUCUCUGAAGCCUGAGUACGUUGCCCCUCUGGUUCUCUGGCUCUGUCAUGAACAAUGCCAAGAAAAUGGAGGACUGUUCGAGGCUGGCGCAGGCUGGAUUGGUAAAUUACGCUGGGAGCGAACGGAGGGCCGGAUUGUGAGGCAGAGGAACAAACCGAUGACUCCUGAGGGGGUCCGAGACCAGUGGGAUGCGAUCUGUGAUUUUGAAAAUGCCACCAAGCCAGCUAAUGUACAAGAGUCUCUGCAUUCAGUUGUGAGUGUGCUGUCUCAAGUGGAGUCAGAUGGAGAAGUUGGUGCAAAUCCAGCAGCAGCUGCCGCCUCCGGAGCAACAGGAUCAGGGUUUAAUCCUGCGGAAGCUAUCGGACAAAAACUUCCCUCAAGCUCGUUCAGCUUCACCUCUAACCAGUGCAUUCUCUACGCGCUGGGAGUCGGCAUGUCCACCAAAGAUCCAGACAGCCUCAGGUUCCUGUACGAAGGGCAUCAAGACUUCAGCUGCCUGCCCACGUUCGGGGUCAUCCCCUCGCAGGCCGCCACGAUGGGCGGCGGCCUCAGCUCCGUCCCUGGACUCAGCAUAGACUUCACACAGGUUUUGCAUGGAGAGCAGUAUCUGGAGCUUUACAAACCUCUGCCUACUUCAGGCACCCUUACAUCUGAGACCACAGUCGCAGACGUCCUGGACAAAGGAUCCGGAGCCGUCAUCCUGCUGGACGUGAACACCUACAACGGCGAUGAGCUCGUGUGCUACAACCAGUUCUCAGUGUUUGUGGUUGGAGCCGGACGCUUCGGAGGAAAGAGAAGCUCAGACAAAGCUAAAGCUCCUCUGCCUCCACCCAAGCGCGCACCAGAUGCUGUGGUGAUUGAAUCAACCACAGGAGACCAAGCUGCCUUGUACCGUCUGAGCGGAGACUGGAACCCUCUGCACAUAGACCCCGGCUUCGCCGCCAUGGGAGGCUUCAGGGCUCCCAUCCUGCACGGCUUGUGUUCGUUCGGCUUCGCGGCGAGACACGUCCUCAAGCGCUUCGCCGACAACGACCCGGCGAAGUUCAAGGCCAUAAAGGUCCGCUUUGCGAAGCCCGUGUUUCCGGGUCAGUCGCUGCAAACCGAGAUGUGGAAGGAGGGCAGCCGGAUCCACAUCCAGUGUAAAGUGAAGGAGACGGGUGACGUUGCUCUGGCUGGGGGCUACGUGGAUUUGCACAGCACAUCAGAAGCUUCUCCUGAAAUUCUCCCUCAGGGAGGAGGCCUUCAGAGCGACCUGGUGUUCGCAGAGAUCGGGCGGCGCGUUAAAGAUCUGGGCUCAGAGCUGGUCAAGAAGGUGAACGCCGUGUUCGGCUGGGAGAUCACCAAGGGCGGCGAGAAAGCUGCAGAGUGGACCAUUGAUCUGAAGAACGGCAGCGGCUCUGUGCUCAGAGGGCCGCCCGGCGGGAAGGUCGACGUGACCUUCACUCUAUCAGACGAGGACUUCAUGGAGGUGGUGACGGGGAAGCUUCAGCCUCAGAAGGCCUUCUUCUCCGGCAAGCUGAAGGUGAGAGGGAACAUCAUGCUGAGUCAGAAGCUGGAGGUCAUCCUGAAAGACUACGCCAAGCUGUGAGCGCCGCCGCCAACCAAUCAGACAGCUUCAGGAACCCGACCUCAUCGACUCCCUCCUACUUUGUGUUUGGUGACCAUUUCUUGGCUCUCUAGGGAAAUUCAUCAAAAAAAAAAAAAAUUAUAAAAAAAAAAAAAUUACCCACUGAGACAUUUCAGGAAUUAAUUUAUCUCCAUUGAAUUCAUUUAAGGACUGCCAAACGGCUUAAUCCAAGCAUCAGGUGGGGAAAUGUUUCAGUUCAUUCACAUCUUUAGCUGCUCAAGUCCCUUCAGAAUAUUUAAUUAACCACAUUUUUCAUGAGUCGUGAAUGUUUAUUGACGUUUUAAUAACGCACAAGUUGAAUUUCUUAACGUCUCAGUUAAACUGAAAUAAUCAAAAUCUAGAGCAGCUUUUAUGAUUUAUAUUCUCUUUUCGUGACUAAUUUACCAAAGUCAGAGGCAGUUUGAUGUAUCUGAUGCUCUAAUCAGCUCAGUUUUAUACUAAUGUAAACUUUUGCUUUAUUUCAACUUUAUUUGUGUAAUUUAAUGCAAAGUAACGUUUGCUCUUGUGUAAUCAAUUGUGACUCUAAUUAAAGCCUUAAUGUGCUAUCUCA
Molecule: messenger RNA, 2931 nt
Organism: Poecilia reticulata (guppy)
Lineage: Eukaryota; Metazoa; Chordata; Actinopteri; Cyprinodontiformes; Poeciliidae
Gene: hsd17b4
Product: hydroxysteroid (17-beta) dehydrogenase 4
Molecular function (GO): oxidoreductase activity
Source: RefSeq, a predicted model, not a curated record